Messenger RNA from Poeciliopsis prolifica (blackstripe livebearer), 4123 nucleotides. RefSeq names its product layilin a (gene layna). The record is from RefSeq and is a predicted model, not a curated record. Gene Ontology annotation, molecular function: hyaluronic acid binding. Lineage: Eukaryota; Metazoa; Chordata; Actinopteri; Cyprinodontiformes; Poeciliidae. The transcript has 8 exons. Bases 236 to 1699 code for a protein of 487 amino acids.
ACACACACAGCCUUUUCACUAGAUACAACAGGAGACUUGUCCCUCUUGCCCCAUUUUGUAAAAUAAAUCAUUUUAGUCUUUAAAUUUAAACUUUUCCAAACUUUUUUUCACACUUUUAUGGAAUUUAGAUGGACUUUCUGGAUUUGUUUGAACCAAUUUAACGACCUGACAGAUGAGCAGAAAUGAAAAGGACGACACUUCAGUUGAAGUUCUGGUAGAAAACUGAAAACAGUGAAUGAAGAUGGACCUGGUGAUGACUGCCUUUUUUCUCCUGCUCUUUUGUGUUCAUCCGUCUGCAGCAGCAAGCGUCAUUACAGCAGACAUAUUUGAAGCGAGAGGCCAAAGAGUGUGCAAGACAGGAAAAGGGAGACCUUGUUACAAACUGGCCUAUUUCUCAGAGCUGCGCUGGAAGUUGAACUUUGAGGAGGCAGAGAGCACUUGCAAACGAGACGGAGGCCAGCUGCUGAGCAUCGAGUCUGCGUCCGAGCAGAAGGUCGUAGAGCAGCUCAUCAGCGAUCUCCGUCCCUCGGAUGGAGACUUCUGGAUAGGCCUCCGGCGUGGACUGGGACACGAGGACAGCAGCUCGGACUGCUCAUCUCAGUACUUCUGGCUGGACGGGAGCAAAUCCUCGUUCAGGAACUGGCACAUUGAUGAGCCGUCGUGCGGCUAUGAAGUGUGUGUGGUGAUGUACCACCAACCGUCUGCUCCGGCCGGACACGGUGGGCUCUACAUGUUCCAGUGGAACGAUGACAACUGCGAAACCAAAAACAAUUUCAUCUGCAAAUACACAGGAGAAAAGCCAAUCUCAUCCACUCUGUCUCCCAACUCCAGUCAGAAAGAUGCCUCUCUUCCAUCUGCGCUCCCCUGGGAUCCAAGUGACGACAACCAAGAAAGACGAACAGCCGUGAAUUUAGUUUACGUCAUCAUCCCCACAAUCCCACUAAUCCUGCUGCUUCUGACAGUGAUGGGAGUUUGCUGCUUCAAAGUGCUGCUCAGACGAAGGAGGAACGAACAGAAAUCAGAAGUUUGCCAAACAGAUCCCAGUCCAACUACUACAGACGUCUACAACGUCAUCCGCUCCCAGAAGGAUGAUGACCUGGUUUCUGCUCGCCCACAAACAAAGAACACCUCCUUUUUGUGCUCCUCUCCCGACACGCCGACGGGCGACUACGACAAUCUUGGCGGACGGGACACAGAAAGCGGCUUCGUAACUCUUGCUAGCACAGAGAGCGACUUUCUGAACUUUGACCUCAACGACCUCAGCCUCGGGCGCCAGCGCACCCGUGACUUCUACGACAGCAGCUUGGGACGCUCGGCUAAGAGGGUACUGAACGAUGGCAGUCUGGGUCGCACCAAAAACAGGGAGUAUUACGACAGAAGCCUGGGCCGCCGCACCACGAAAAGUGAGCAUUACAGCGGCCCUGUGUAUGGAGAGCAUGGCCUGUUUGACAGCAGCAUCAGAGCAGGCACUGACUUGUAUGAUGCCAGACUUAAAGCUGGAGGUCAAACGGGAAAGGUUGACCUCUACCAGACAUACGUUACCAGCGGUAGGCACGAGGCGUUUCAAACCAGUCUGGGAACAUACUCAAACCGGAAGUCCUUCCACACAAACCUGGACUGCUACAGAAACGGCCUGAACCUUGACAGUGGAGGGAGGUACUUCAAUGACCAGGAAUGGAUAAAAAGAGAGAGAUACUGAUUUUUCUCUCGAGUCUGCUCACACCACUGUAAGAGCGACUGAACAGGGAUAAAAGAAGGGAUGAAAUUUGUGCAUGUGCAAGACCUAAUUGUUUUUUGUUUUUUUUUUAUCUAAAGUUGGAAAUAUGAAUUUUGUUUCUACUCACUAAUCACCCUCACUUUGUUGGUCGUAUGAAUAUUGAAGUUUGGUCAUUUCAGUCAGACACAUUUAAAUACUUAAAGCUUCUUAUGUUGCCAUGUAUCUUGGCAUCAUUCUGCGCAUAAUGCUCAGGAUGAUGCACAUUUAGGAACAUUAACCCUGUCCUGUGUCUGAUGGGAUUCAUAUUUGCAUAGUGAUUUUGUAAUGUGAUGAAGGUGUAAAAUUCAACUUAAACCUGCAUCAGAAGGGAGUUUACAGUGCUGGAGAAGCUAUUUGUGCCCUUACAGAUUUAAUCAACUUUUGCUUUAAAUUAGACAAAGAUAACCUACAUAGUUAGAAAAUUAAAAAUGCAGUUUUAUCAUGGUGAGAUAAUUUAAAAAAAGAAAAAGCAACCCAAAUUAACAUGCCAUUUUAUGAAAAGGUUGUAAACUCCACUUGUAAACUCAUGAAUUAACUGUAAUUUGUCACAGAUAUUGGCUGAAGUUAAAAUUUCCCAAUGGAAGAUUAUUAAGGGAGACUUAAGAAGCCACUCAAGUAGAAUCUGUUUGGCAACAUGAAGUAGGCUGAAAGAUCAUCUAUCAGUUUAGAUCUGGAAAAGGCUACUACGCUUUUUCUAAUGCAUUGGGACUCCAUCGAAUCCAGUGAAAGCCAUUGUCCACAAAUGAAGAAAACAUACAGUGGUGAACCAAAACUACUUCAAGAUUGCCUCAAUGAUUCUUCCAGGUCAUAAAAGUACCCACAACAUUUAAAGCAGACAAAAAACCCUGCAUUGCUGAUCAAACAGGACACAAGGCCAGUCGCAAGUUUGUCAAACAUUCAUGAUGAUCCCCAAGACUUCUGGGAAAAUAUGAAGUAGCAAAAUGAGAUUUUAGUGACACCCAAACAUGGUGUAGCUGUGUGAUAUAUUGUGGUUAUUGUUUGCUAUUUUAGGACAUAAAGGGACAAAAUUCCUUCACAGGAAUUGAGGUCAUCAUAGAAAAACUGCAUUUUGUAUUUAAUCCUGUUAUCUUUUUCUGAAAUUAAAAUUCAUUCUAUUAAGAAAAACAGGUAAGAGCCAGAAAUCGCUAAAAGAUGAGACAUAAGAGAGGAAAUAGUUUUUCACAGUACCAGAUAAAUUCAUUUACAAAAGUCUGAAUCGUCCAAUAUUUAUCAACUGAAAUAAAGUGGUUGCCUCAAGCAAUCAGCAACCAGAUGUGAGUGGAUCUUCAUCAGUACAGUGUGUCUGCAUAACACAACAUGAGGGUCGUUUGAGUUUUCUCAGCAUCAAUUCUAUUAAAAUCCUGCAUUCUGUGGGCCUAGGUUGGUUAGAGAUGAGAUUACAAAUUCUACAGAAUGGGACGCAUAGAACUGCAAUCCUAAUAUGUAUAAGUUUUGUAUGUUCUUUUAUAAUUUAAAGUAACCUCAGAUGACCUCUUUUAGUUCAUUGGUCAUUUGGGGUUUAAGGAUUAAAAAUCUGAGUGUAGAUCUCGUGACACAGUAAUCCAUCUCUCCUCUCACCUUGAGGUUAGCUGCUCCUGUGCUGCGUAAUCUCAUCUCACUAACAUGAAUAUGUCAGCUCUUGCUGGUAGAGGGUUUCUUAAAAAACAAUGCAUGGAAAAAGUAAAACAACUUAUUUUGAUCCUUUUAAAAGUCUAUUUUCAGUUUUGUAAUGAUAAGAUGGAAUGCUAACCUGAUGAAGUCUUAAUUAUAUCUCAGGACCUGCCUUAAGUGAUCUACUCACAUUAAGGGAGACAGCUCACCGAUUAAUCAUACAAAAAGUGACAAAAACGAAAAGACGCAACUUUCAGAGGCAGCUGAUGCUAGUUGAAGAAAAAAAUAGAUUUUGUCAACUUUAAAAGAAAACCUGUGUAAGAGUGUUUUUGCAUGAAUUUGUCAUGCAGCCCUUGCUUUGUCACUCAAAUAAAUAUUGAUGUCAUGGAUAAUUGUGUUCAGUGCCUGAAAAACUUUUGUUUUAAAACCAGAUGCAUUUCAGACCAAACUCUAAACUGUUUAUAUGUAUUGUGUUUUUGGAUACUGCCUUAAAAUGUAAGAUGUCACAAAACUGUUGUGUGAUUUAUCAUUAUCCUUUGCCUACAGAGUCGGUUCAAACGUGGAUCCUGCUCUGAAUUCAUAUGAAGUGGCUCCAGCCUCGCCAUACAUAACAGCAUGAAAUCGAAGAGAAUGAAAGUAUGCAUUUUCACUAUUAUUAUUUAGAAUGUGUAAUCCUUUGACAACUCUCCUGCAAGUGAGAUGAGUUUGUAUGAUUGCUACAUGAAAACAUCUUUAAAUAAAAUGAUUAGAAAUGAA